AUGGCGUCCAAGGCAUUCCCUGCUCUGGUCCUUCUGGCGCUCGUCUGCGGCCAGCUUGUGGUCGACGGCCAUGCCCAGCCCUACACCGGCGGCGGCCGCAUCAGGGGAGGAGGAUCUGCUCCCGGAAUGCAGCCACCGACUUACCCCACUGCCCAUGCCCACUCCUCCACCAUUGGAGAAUACGAUGGAGCUGGAAGGCCUUCAGCCGUGGAAGAAGACAAGGCCUUCAUGGUCAACAGCCUGCCGGCGCACGACCGCCCGCUGCCUGUCCCGCCUUCCGCUCACUAG
Molecule: messenger RNA, 288 nt
Organism: Triticum turgidum subsp. durum (durum wheat)
Lineage: Eukaryota; Viridiplantae; Streptophyta; Magnoliopsida; Poales; Poaceae
Source: the annotation of a GenBank genome assembly